AAGCCGUGACAGGAAGUCGUGUGGCUAUGUGUGGCUCCGUUGACGCUACGCGAACAAACAGUAUUUGGGUUUCGAGCCAACUGUCUGCUGCCGUGUGUUGGAGGGGGGGUCGGCUGAACCGGUUUAGUUUUUUUUUUUUUUUGAAAUACUGGCGACUCUGUGGACAGCGCUGAGCCAUGUCUCCAUCAGUACCCCUGCAGGAGAUGAUCCGGGCCAUCAGGUCAGCAAGGACGCAGUGUGAGGAGCGGGGUGUCAUCCAGAGGGAGUGUGCAGCCAUCCGAGCCCAGUUCAGACAAUCUGACAAUGGAGGGCGAUCGCACAACCUGGCCAAGCUGCUCUACGUCCACAUGCUGGGCUACCCCGCUCACUUUGGUCAGAUGGAGUGUGUUCGGAUGAUAGCCAGCCCUCGAUACAGUGAGAAGCGUGUGGGAUAUCUGGGAGCCAUGAUGCUGCUGGAUGAGAAGCAGGACGCCAGCCUGCUCAUCACCAACUCCAUCAAGAAUGACCUUUCUCACAGUAACCAGUACGUGCAGUCUCUGGCUCUGUGCACGCUGGCCUGUAUGGGUUCAGCUGAGAUGUGCAGAGAUCUGGCACCAGAGAUCGACAGACUGCUCCGAGCCUCCAACUCCUACAUAAAGAAGAAGGCUGCUCUGUGCGCUGUUCACAUUGUGAGAAAAGUCCACGAUCUGGGGGAGCUUUUCGCUCCUGCAGCUCGAUCCCUCCUCACUGAGAAGAACCACGGUGUGUUACACGGUGCUGUGGUCCUCAUCACUGAGCUGUGUGAGCGGAAUCCAGAGACACUGGAGCGGUUCAGAAAGAAUGUGCCAGAUCUGGUUCAGAUCAUGAAAGGUUUGGUCAUUUCGGGUUAUUCUCCAGAGCACGAUGUGGCAGGAAUCAGUGAUCCCUUCCUACAGGUGCGGAUCUUGAGGUUGCUGAGGAUUCUCGGCCGCAACAACGAAGGAGCCAGUGACGCCAUGAAUGACCUACUAGCUCAGGUGGCGACCAACACUGACAGCACUAAGACUGUGGGCAACGCUGUGCUGUAUGAGACCGUUCUCACCGUGUUGGACAUCAAGUCCGAGAGCGGCCUCAGGGUUCUGGCUGUGAACAUCCUGGGAAGAUUUCUCCUGAACAAUGACAGGAACAUUCGGUACAUCGCCAUGAUCUCUCUUCAAAAGAUCGUCGGGACGGACCACAAUGCAGUGCAGCGCCACAGGGGUACUAUAGUGGACUGUCUGAAGGAUCAGGACGCUUCUGUCAAGCGCCGGGCGUUGGACCUCUCCUUGGCGCUCGUGUCGGCCUCCAACAUCCGCUCCAUGAUGAAGGAGCUGCUCCUCUUCCUCUCCUCCUGCCCUCUUGAGCUCAGGUCUCAAGCUGCCAGUGGCAUAUUCAACGCUGCGGAGAGGUAUGCGCCCUCCCAGCGCUGGCACAUUGACACCAUCCUGCAUGUCCUCACCACGGCAGGGGGCGACGUGAGAGAUGAAACAGUGCCCAACUUGAUCCAGCUUAUCACCAACGCCUCUGAGCUGCACUGUUACACCGUUCACAAGCUCUACCGGGCCCUGCUCACUGACAUCUCUCAGCAAUCCUUGGUGCAGGUGGCGUGCUGGUGUAUAGGAGAGUAUGGAGACCUGCUGCUGAGGGGAGAGUGUCAGGAGACGGAGGCUGUUCAGGUCAGUGAGGACGACGUCCUGGACGCCUUAGAAACCGUUCUGCAGUCCCACAUGUCGUCCCCAGCGACCAGAGGCUUUGCUCUCACCGCCACCAUGAAACUGAGCACGCGUAUCACCGACAACGUGGAUCGCAUCAGAAGCAUCGUCAGCAUCUACGGCAGCUGUAUAGAUGUGGAGCUCCAGCAGAGGGCAGUUGAAUACAAUGCUCUGUUCAAAAAAUAUGACCACAUGAGGGCGGCGGUGCUGGAGAGGAUGCCUGUGAUUGAAAAGAACUCCCCGGGUCACACCAACGGAGAGUCAACAGGGGAACCUGUCAAAGACAUCCAACCAGCCAAAGUGAAGCAGGGAGGGCCACUGCUGCCCCAACAACCUGCUAACCAGGUGUGUGAUCUGUUGGACCUGCUGGGUGGCUCUGAGGAGCCUCUGCAGCCCAGCCCAGCAGUAGCAGGCACAGCACCUGGCCUGCCUGCCAACACCAUCAGCCAGGCUGGAGGAGACCUCCUGGAUCUGCUGGGAGGGUUAGAGCCUGCCCCGCUCGCACCAGCUCCCGCAAUGCCGGUGUACGAGAAAGACGGUGUGACUUUGACACUCAGCUGUGAGAAACAGUCCGAUUCAGGCCUGACGGUCACACUAACAGCCUCCAACUCCACUGACUCAGACAUCAGCAGCUUCACGCUGCAGGCUGCAGUGCCCAAGAGUGUCCAGUUACACAUGAAGGCCCCCAGUGGGGACUCUCUUCCUGCACGAGGCGCAGCUAAGGUGACCCAGAUGGUAGUCCUCAACAACCCAAACAAGGUGAACCUGAAGAUGAGGGUCCGGAUAUCGUACAACAGCCAAGGAUCAGCCUUUCAGGACACAGUCCAGAUUGACUCGUUCCCUGGACUCAGUGCUGCCGGCCACUGACAGCGGCCAUUCAGUCCAACAGGACUGUGACAACAGUGUGUGGAUGAGUCAGCAGACAUCACUCCGCACUGACAGAUUUCUUUUUUUUCUGCUGUCACACACUCUACACUACAGUCCAAGCUGCUGUUUCUUAAAUUCCUGAUUUUGUGGGUGUUUUUACGGCUGAAGAGCACUGUUCUUUCACAGAAAAUCGCUACAUGACCUCACAUAGUUUCCCCUUUUCUCUGGAAUCCAAGUGUAACCAUGACCGAUGGCACAAGCUAUUGGAAAAUAUUAAAAUAUUAGCAGUUUUUUCUGGGUUUUGCAAUGACAGCUAUCACUACUUUGUACCAGUCAGGUUUUUAAGCUUCGAAAGCUGAUUGUAGUUGAUGUUUCACUCCAUAAAUAUUUAUUCACGUGGCUCCUGUCAGUCAGUCUGAGCGACUAAAUCAAUUUUGCGCACAUGGAACUCAUGUUUACUCCUUUUUGAAGUGAUUUUCUUUUUGAAAUAUUUGCCUUUACCAUCUUCACUUUGUUGAAAAGCAGCUAAACAUGAGCCACUACCACUAUUAUAAAAUGCUCUAAUCCAGUAUACUUGAUUUUACUGGGAAACUUAAGGAUGAAUUUGAGUAUGAUGGGUGAAGUUGUUUUGUUUUUUUUUAAACACAACCUUGUGUUGCAUUCACUAGUCUUUCUGUUGCUCCUGAUCAAGUAUCCACCUUCUGAUUAAUUCCCCUGUGCCUUUCAUCCCCUCAAAAAUGACAUUUCCUCAUGUACAAAAAAAAUAUAUUUAGUUUUGGAGGCCAAGAAACAGUUUUAAAAGUCAUAUAAACUUCUUUUAUCCCUCCUUUUAAAAGCGACACUUGCUUCUGACCAGUAUCUCCUUGCCUGUUGUUGACAAAGGCACCUGAGUUGUUUUAUUUUCCAGACAGUGUACAGUGAUACAAGAGAAAUGUGUGAUACUGUUUGCAAGAUGUAUAUUUUACAUAUUAAGUAUAUGAGCACAAUUAGAAGAGUUUGUUCUUUGGAAAAUCUCUAAUACAACCCUUUUGUUGUAGAAUGACAGAAAAGUGAGCUGUGAAACACGUGAAUCAGCUUAAUUUGAUAACUCAUUUUAUGAUCAUAGACCUCUAUUAAAAAAAAAA
This is a messenger RNA of Larimichthys crocea (large yellow croaker), 3700 nucleotides long. It is a transcript of the gene ap1g2, whose product is annotated as adaptor related protein complex 1 subunit gamma 2. The transcript is spliced from 22 exons. Gene Ontology annotation, cellular component: Golgi apparatus; membrane coat; AP-1 adaptor complex. Gene Ontology annotation, biological process: vesicle-mediated transport; intracellular protein transport. NCBI's taxonomy places the organism in Eukaryota, Metazoa, Chordata, Actinopteri, Sciaenidae. The record is from RefSeq and is a predicted model, not a curated record. Bases 177 to 2576 code for a protein of 799 amino acids.